Ceratitis capitata (Mediterranean fruit fly) is the source of this 7533-nucleotide messenger RNA. It is a transcript of the gene PlexA, whose product is annotated as plexin-A2. The record is from RefSeq and is a predicted model, not a curated record. Gene Ontology annotation, biological process: regulation of cell shape; regulation of GTPase activity; semaphorin-plexin signaling pathway involved in axon guidance. Gene Ontology annotation, molecular function: semaphorin receptor activity; protein binding. NCBI's taxonomy places the organism in Eukaryota, Metazoa, Arthropoda, Insecta, Diptera, Tephritidae. Gene Ontology annotation, cellular component: semaphorin receptor complex. The transcript is spliced from 10 exons. The coding region runs from base 32 to 6046 and encodes 2004 amino acids.
GCAAUUUGAAAAUCGUUUUAUGUUAUGAAUCAUGCGGUUUAUAAUUUGGUUAGUCCUGGCAAUCGUGCUGCAUAACUUAAAUUCCAUAGAAAGCAUUAAUACCCAAACUAGACAUGUUGAAAUAAGCAGUAAAAUACGUGAUAACUGUUACAAAAGCACAGAAAUAUAUGCCCGAUCACUGCGAAAUGUUGUCCAUAUUCGCAAGGCUGCUUUAUUGAAUGCGGAGGAGGACGUUGCAGAGAGUAGCGAUGGUAUCAUUGACGGAUUUAAGUCUGCAAGUUUAAAAUCAGCACUUUCUGGAAGCGAUGGAGGACUUUCAUCCUCAUCAAUACCUUUUUUCGGCGAGGAAAUUAGAGAUUAUAAUGCAAAUAGCGUGUCUUCAGAUGCUAGAAACUUUAGCAAUAUAAUAACAAAUGUUAUUCACUUUGAUACUCCUUUAAAUCAUUUAGUCGUAGAUACAGUAACCGGACGGGUGUUUGUUGGUGGUGUAAACUAUUUGUAUCAACUUUCUCCGGAUCUAGAAUUGCACGAAACAGUAAAAACUGGUCCGAAAAAUGAUUCAGUUGAGUGCACAGUUUUAGACUGCCCUGCCCAUGCAGCGCGCAAGCCUACCGAUAACUAUAACAAAGUUCUACUAAUUGAUCGUGCGACUUCACGCUUAAUAGCGUGUGGGUCACUUUUUCAGGGCACAUGUACGGUACGUAAUUUACAAAAUGUAAGUAUUGUAGAACAGGAUGUACCGGAUGCGGUUGUUGCAAACGAUGCAAGUUCUUCAACUGUGGCAUUCAUAGCGCCAGGACCACCGCAACCACCUACUACCUAUGUUAUGUACGUAGGUGUUACAUACACAAAUAAUUCACCAUAUCGAAGCGAGAUUCCAGCUGUAGCAUCCCGUUCAUUAGAGAAAACUAAAAUGUUUCAAAUCGCGUCAUCGGCUGUAACAACAGGAACACGAACCUUCAUAAAUUCAUAUGCCCGUGAAGGCUAUUUAAUAAAUUAUGUCUACGGAUUUAGCUCAGAGCGAUUUUCGUAUUUUUUGACAACGCAAUUAAAGCAUAAUUAUCAUUCUUCACCGAAAGAGUAUAUAACCAAAAUUGUACGGAUUUGUCAGGAAGAUUCUAAUUACUAUUCGUAUACGGAAAUACCUGUCGACUGUAUUACGGGUGGUACUAAGUACAACUUAGUACAGGCUGGUUAUUUGGGUAAGCCAAGUGUAGAUCUUGCCGGAAGCCUUGGUAUAACAGUCCAAGAUGAUGUUUUAUUUGCAAUAUUCAGCGUUGGGGACGGAAAUGAAUCAACUGAUAACUCAGCUUUAUGUAUUUAUUCGUUGAAAUCCAUACGCCGAAAAUUUAUGCAGAAUAUUAAGUCUUGCUUUAAUGGUGUUGGAUCUAGAGGUCUCGGCUUUAUAUCGCCAAAUAUGCCGUGUGUACCAACUAAGUUACAAACAAUCGGUGAGGAUUUUUGUGGACUUGAUGUAAACUCACCUUUGGGUGGUGAGCAACCAAUCUCCGUUGUGCCGGUCGCCAAGUUCAAUACCCAACUUACAGCAGUUGCCGCUACAAGUACAAGUGGAUACACUGUCGUUUUUAUUGGUACCGCAAAUGGGCACUUAAAGAAAGUAGUGGUUGAAUCAGCGGAUUCUGCGAAUGAGUACGCUGAUAUACCAAUAAAAAUAGGAUCCACCAUUAACUCUGAUAUGCAUUUUGAUAGCCGAAAUCUUUACAUAUAUGUAAUGUCGAGUAAUGAAGUCGCCAAAGUAAAGGUUUAUGACUGCUCCGAUUACAGUACAUGUGGUGAGUGCUUGGGCGCUCGAGAUCCUUAUUGCGGCUGGUGUUCUCUUGAAAAUAAAUGCAGUCCACGUUCUAGUUGCCAGGACGAUGCAAACGACCCUUUAUAUUGGGUUAGUUAUAAAACUGGAAAGUGCACAACAAUUACAAGUGUUGUACCACAUCAGUUACAGCGUACUACAGCAAGAACUUUAGAACUGAUUAUUGAUCAUUUACCACAACUUAAGGAGAACCUCGUAUGCGCAUUCACAACUGAAGAGAAAGCUUUAUUUACAAAUGCUACUAAGAAACGGAAUGGGGUGAAUUGCACCACUCCACGUACCGACAUGUUACCACAAAUAGAACAAGGGAAACACCAUUUUACAGCGAAAUUAUCUGUACGAACUAAAGAUGGACCGGACCUUGUUUCCACCGACUUUACUUUCUUUGACUGCAGUACACAUUCAUCCUGCACUAGAUGCGUAUCUUCAGAAUUUCCCUGUGAUUGGUGUGUAGAAGCUCACAGAUGUACACACGAUACUGCUGAAAACUGUCGUAAUGAUAUUCUUGUUACUGGAGUAAGUCGCAUCGGGCCUAGCUAUAGAUCAGGGCCAGGAUUUUGCCCAACAAUUAAUGCUACUGGGGAAGGUAGUGAAAUGCUAGUUGCUGCUGGUACUAGUAAAUCUAUAAAAGUUAAAGUUCAUAUAAUCGGACAAUUCAUAGUUCAAACACGCUUUGUAUGCCAGUUUAACAUUGAAGGGCGUGUUACUAGUUUGAAUGCGCAAUUGUUAGGAGAUACCAUAUACUGUGACAACAUGGAAUUCCAGUACACAUCGCGUUCCCCGAAUUUGACAGCGACUUUUGCUGUUAUUUGGGGGGGCUCAAAGCCGCUUGAUAAUCCUCAUGACAUUCAUGUUGUGAUUUAUAGAUGUCGCGAUAUGGCUGAUAGCUGUGGAAUGUGCUUAGCUUUGGCAGAAAAAUAUAAUUGCGGUUGGUGUUCUUCCACCAAUACGUGUGAAGUAGAGGAACAAUGUAAUAAAAAUAACGAAGGUAAAACAGAUUGGCUGAAUCGCAUGGAGACGUGUCCCAAUCCCGAAAUCCGUUUAUUUUACCCUAAAACAGGACCCUGGGAAGGAGGAACCAAUAUUACGAUACGCGGUAUAAAUUUGGGAAAAAAUUUCUCUGACAUCUAUUCCGGUGUACGUAUAGCUGGUAUAAGCUGCAUGCCAUUUCAACAGUUCUAUGUUGAUACUAAAGAAAUUGUCUGCAAUGUGGACAGCCCCGGAGUUCAAUUAUAUCGGAAUGGGAGAAUAGUUGUUCAAAUUGGAGACUACCGUGGCGAAUCAAAAGAGGACUAUGAGUUUGUGGAUCCAAAAAUUACAAAUUUUUCUCCUCAAUAUGGUCCAGUUUCUGGAGGUACUCAUUUACGCAUAAUUGGUAAAUACUUGAAUGCUGGCUCGCGAAUCCAAGCUUUUAUAAAUGAGCAUUUGCGAUGCGACAUAUUAAGUGUAGACGUCACGGAAGCUAUUUGUCGCACAGCGCCUUCACCAGGAAUUAUUGAAGGUAGACUUAAAAUGUUGUUUGAUAACGGUCAACGCGAGUUUAACGAAUAUAAUUUCAAGUACGUACUUGAUCCCACUAUAGAUCAAGUUUCGUCUGGGCCAAUUAGUCAGCUCAAAGUACCUAGGGGUAUUCCAGCCGGUGGUAUUGAAAUUGUAGUGACUGGAACUCAAUUUAAUUAUAUUCAAAAUCCUAGAAUGUACGUGUAUUAUAAGAAUAAAAUAUUCUAUAGUCAGUGCAAGGUGAAAUCCGCGACACAUAUGAUUUGCUAUUCACCUGUUAUAGAAACUGACAACGAUAUACUUAAUGCAGAGAAUCCGGUGCUACUCGAAUACGGAUUCCUUAUGGACAAUGUUUUGCGUGUUCAGAAUCUGUCUAGUAUACAUAAUAAUCAUUUUGAACUUUAUCCAAAUCCAUUGUACUUCAAUUUUGAAGAGGACAUAAAAUACUACAAAAGUGAGUAUUUAACAAUAAACGGGCGAAAUUUGGACCGUGCGUGUAAAGAAACUGACGUGGUGGUACGCAUUGGUAAAGGCAUUUGUAAUAUAACUUCAUUAUCAAGGCAACAAUUAACGUGUCGACCGCCGCCGGAAUCGGCGACAGAAUCAAGCAAUGAAUCCGGCCCUGAAGUUAUAGUUAGAAUUGGGCAAUCAUUAGAAUAUCGAAUUGGAGUUCUAAGUUAUGCAUCGCCUAAUUUAAUGCAUGAUUUAAGCAAAAAUGUACUACUGGUCAUCGGCGUGGGAACCGUUGCGAUACUCAUGAUUUUUGUCGCCCUUCUGGUAGCAUAUAAAAAGAAAACUUCGGAAUCUAACCGAGUUUUGCGGAAUAUGCAAGAACAAAUGGAUAUAUUAGAGCUUCGAGUUGCUGCUGAAUGUAAAGAGGCAUUUGCCGAACUUCAAACUGAAAUGACCGAUUUAACCGGUGAUCUUACAUCUGGUGGUAUACCAUUUUUGGACUAUCGUACGUAUGCUAUGAAAAUUCUUUUUCCAAAUCAUGAGGACCACAUUGUUUUACAAUGGGAGAGGCCUGAGUUAUUACGGAAAGAAAAGGGUCUACGUCUUUUUGGUCAGCUUAUAAUGAAUAAAACCUUUUUACUACUUUUUAUAAGAACACUAGAAUCAAAUCGAUAUUUUUCCAUGCGUGAACGCGUUAAUGUGGCAUCUCUAAUAAUGGUAACACUGCAAUCGAAAUUAGAAUAUUGCACUGAUAUUUUGAAAACUUUACUUGGUGAUUUAAUCGAGAAAUGUAUAGAGGGCAAAAGUCAUCCGAAGCUACUAUUACGUCGAACCGAAAGUGUGGCGGAAAAAAUGUUAAGUGCAUGGUUCACAUUCUUGCUUUAUAAAUUUCUUAAGGAAUGUGCUGGAGAACCAUUAUAUAUGCUCUUUAGAGCUGUCAAAGGUCAAGUAGACAAGGGCCCGGUUGAUGCUUGUACACAUGAGGCUCGAUAUUCCCUGAGUGAAGAAAAACUUAUACGUCAACUCAUAGAUUUUCGCCCUAUGACCGUAUAUGCAAGUAUUAUACAACAGCCAAUUUUCUGCAACAGCAUAGAUAUGAUGCCUACGCAUACAGAAAACGUCCCAGUAAAAGUCCUUGAUUGUGACACCAUAGGUCAAGUUAAAGACAAAUGCGUGGACACAAUUUAUCGUAACAUUCCCUCAAGUCAGCGGCCACGAAAGGAUGAUUUAGACCUAGAGUGGCGUACUGGAGCCAGUGGACGCGUCAUUUUAUAUGACGAGGAUACGACAUCUAAAACGGAGAGUGAAUGGAAGAAACUAAAUACAUUGCAACACUACAAUGUUCCUGACGGAGCUGGAUUAAGCUUAGUCCCUAAGCAAAGCUCUAAUUACAACUUCUCAAUACUCUCUGACAAAAAUGAAAAGUGUCACAAAUAUGAAACAUUGAAUUUAUCGAAAUAUACAUCUUCCUCACCAACGUUUAGCCGUGCUGGUAGCCCACUAAACAAUGAUUUACAUGAAAAUGGUGUAAAAUGUUGGCAUUUAGUUAAACACCACGAUAGCGACAUUCAAAAGGAAGGAGAACGUGUUAACAAAUUGGUGUCGGAAAUAUACUUAACCCGUCUAUUAGCAACUAAGGGAACUUUACAGAAAUUUGUAGAUGAUCUUUUUGAGACAAUAUUUAGCACGGCUCAUCGAGGUUCCGCUUUGCCUUUAGCAAUUAAAUACAUGUUUGAUUUUUUGGAUGACCAAGCCAUAUUACAUGGAAUUACUGAUCAUGAAGUUGUACAUACAUGGAAGAGUAAUAGCUUGCCUUUGAGAUUUUGGGUUAAUUUGAUCAAAAAUCCAAAUUUUGUGUUCGACAUACACAAGUCAAAUAUAGUUGACUCUUGCUUGUCGGUUGUGGCUCAGACAUUUAUGGAUUCAUGUUCAACGUCAGAUCAUCGCUUAGGCAAGGAUUCCCCGAGCUCAAAACUACUUUACGCUAAAGAUAUACCAGAAUAUCGCAAAUGGGUCGAAAGAUAUUAUCGUGACAUUAGAGAAAUGCCCUCAAUUUCUGAUCAGGAUAUGAAUGCUAUGCUAGCUGAAGAAUCAAGAUUACAUACCACGGAGUUUAAUACAAAUUGUGCCCUCCAUGAACUGUAUACAUAUGCUGUAAAAUACAAUGAGCAGUUAACCGUAACAUUAGAAGAAGAUGAGUUCUCACAAAAACAACGGCUUGCUUUUAAACUGGAGCAAGUACACAACAUGAUGUCAGGAGAGUAGAGGUUGCUAAGCUUUCAGGAGGAAAAAAUUGUAUUCAGUAUAAUUUUACCAAGUUUCCUCAGUUUUAUCGUGUCAUUAGUAGAGAAUAUUUGUAUCGUAAAACAGGCAAAAGCAGAAACGUAAUUUAUCGUUAAAAAAUUUGAUUAACCAAUGCUUAAUUUAAUAACACAACGACUAUAAAUUUUAUACUCAAGCAAUAAUUCGAUACUGCCGGUGUAAGCCAAAAUAUUAGGGGGUGUUGACCUAAUAAUAGUGUCUGCAGUUUUGCUAUGAUGUUUAAUAGAUGAUAUGGUCAAUAGAUCUGUUUCUUAUGGAAAACUAAUUUUUUUAUUUUUAUUUUUUGAUAUACAUAAUUUAUUUAUAAGUCAAGUCAUGUUUAAAUUCUGUUGAACUCUAAAAGCCAAUGCAAACAAAAAAUGCAGUUGAUAUACACUAUUGAAACUUUUUAUCUCUUAUUAAAAAAAUACGUAUAAUUUGCACAGUGUAAAAACAACUUAUUGUCAUCUUGUGAUUAAUUUCUAUUUUUCUUUCGAGUUUGUAACAUGUAUACAUGCCGCCUCAUACUAUACGUAUGUCUUAAAGUUUGCAGCCAUGUUAAACAUUAAACACGUCUUUCUUCAAGUGGUGUCAAUGAAGAAUGUUUACAGUUUCUAUAAAAAAAAGUCAUGAACAAAUACAUGUAAUUAAUAUAAGAAAAUCAAAGUGAAAAGUGCAAAUCUAAAAUUAAUGAAUGCAUUUAUUAUAGAUAAACAUUAAAGAUACUCACAAGAGCUGCUGUUUAAGUAUUUCUAUAGUCUAUUUUAGUCUUUCCUUCUAUUUUUCAUCAUUUGUAGGUGGAGUUGCAUAAUAAUCACGACUACAAAUAAUAAACAUACCAUACAUAUGGAUUUAACAACAAACAUAAAAGAAAAAAGAACACAAAAUUGACUGAUUUUUUCAUAAAUUAUAAAGUAAAAUAAAUUUUUAUAUUAUACAAAUCAUUUAGCUUAACAGCAUAUAGGUAAAGUAAAUUUAACGCAUCCAGGAAUAGUUGGAAAACGAAUACGAAAGGAAAGCAUCUCAUUACUCUGCAAUUUAGAACUCGAAAAAUGUCUGCAAACUAUACAAUUCUGCUAAAAAAAUGAAGUUAUCUACCUUUACCUAUUUAUUUAAACUUUCCACAAUACGAUUUUCUUUUACAAACAUACAUAUACAGCAAUAAAAAUUAUAUUCUAUUUAUAUAUUUUAUACUAGAAGGCCGGCGACACGUUGUUUUGUUGAUCUCACCAUUUUGUUCGAUUUUUUUUUUUUUGCUGGAAUUUAUUUUUUUUAUCUACUUUUGAACGUGCGUAUCAGAUAUAGUCGGAAAUAUUGGUUAUUUCACAUCUAAAAGUCUUCCAGAAAGUGUACAAGUGAAUAUUUCGAAGUAAUCUGAACGCCACUAUUCUGAUAUACGAUUACGCACAGCUUUGUACCUCUUAUCAUCCCAUUGUUUGCCAAAAAAAAAA